AUGGUCGGGUGGUGUGCGUGUUUUAUCGAGCGUGAGGACAAAUAUGGUGCGCACAAUUACGCGCCUAUUCCGGUUGUGCUGGAACGCGGCGAGGGAGUCUUCCUUUGGGACAUCGAUGGCAAACGCUAUUACGAUUUCCUUUCGGCGUACUCGGCUGUAAACCAGGGACACUGUCAUCCCAAGAUCGUAUCCGCCUUGGCGGAGCAAGCUCGUAAGCUCACCCUCACCUCCCGAGCCUUCUUCAACGAUGUCCUUGGAGAGUACGAGGAGUACAUCACCCGGCUGUUCGGGUACGACAAAGUGUUGCCCAUGAACACUGGCGUGGAGGGCGGAGAGACGGCGGUCAAACUGGCCAGGCGGUGGGGGUACGAUGUGAAGGGAGUUCCCGCCAACAGCGCCAAGGUGCUCUUCGCCCGGGGCAACUUCUGGGGCCGUCCGUUUAUGCCGGGGUUUGAGGUCAUCCCGUACAACGACCUGAAGGCCUUACAGGAUAAGUUGGAGUCCGACCCCAACGUGGUAGCCUUCAUGGUGGAGCCCAUCCAGGGGGAGGCGGGUGUGGUGGUGCCGGACGAGGGCUACUUGUCUUCGGCGCACAGGCUGCUCCGGAAACACAACGCGCUGCUCAUUGCAGAUGAGGUCCAGACGGGGUUGUGCCGUACAGGCCGUAUGUUGUGUUGUGAUUGGGAGGAUGUACGACCGGAUAUUCUCGUACUUGGCAAGGCCCUCAGCGGCGGCACCUACCCGGUAGCAGCCACGUUGGCGCGGGACGAGAUCAUGCUGACCAUUGGCCGGGGGCAGCACGGCAGCACGUACGGCGGUAACCCUCUUGCCGCCCGCGUGGCCAUGGCGGCGUUGCAGGUGCUCCAGGAUGAGAACCUGGCGGAGAACAGCGACCGGCUGGGUCAGGUAUUGAGAACGAGGCUGGCAGCGAUACCGUCAAAGCUGGUCAAGACGGUCCGCGGUAAGGGCCUCCUGGACGCGCUGGUGAUUGACGAAUCCCACGGCGUUUCGGCGUACGACGUGUGUAUGCGGCUCCGGGACCACGGCUUGUUGGCGAAACCCACACAGAAGAACAUCAUUCGUUUCGCCCCGCCGCUGGUGAUGUCGGAGGCGCAGUUGCGGGAGUGUUGCGACAUCAUUGAACAGACCAUCACCUCGUAUGGGGUGUGA
Messenger RNA from Volvox carteri f. nagariensis, 1170 nucleotides. Its product is annotated as ornithine transaminase. NCBI's taxonomy places the organism in Eukaryota, Viridiplantae, Chlorophyta, Chlorophyceae, Chlamydomonadales, Volvocaceae. Gene Ontology annotation, cellular component: cytoplasm. Gene Ontology annotation, molecular function: pyridoxal phosphate binding; L-ornithine transaminase activity; identical protein binding. The record is from RefSeq and is a predicted model, not a curated record. The coding region runs from base 1 to 1170 and encodes 389 amino acids. The transcript has 11 exons.